Messenger RNA from Lactuca saligna, 414 nucleotides. The record is from the annotation of a GenBank genome assembly. Lineage: Eukaryota; Viridiplantae; Streptophyta; Magnoliopsida; Asterales; Asteraceae.
AUGGAAUUCAAAACGCAUGAUUAUAGAGCCGAAGAAAAAGUCUAUUCACUUACCCGAAUUUCGGUUUCUUCGCAUCCUCUUUGGUCGUCCCCAUCUUCGUCCUUAUCACAUACGCAGGAUGAUGGGAGCACCGAAUUCUUUGAUCCAUUAAGGGGGCUAUCAACAGAAACCUUAGAGCCAGUUGAAAAUACGGCAGUUGUAGAAAAGCUUCCUGCUACCCAACCAACCUCUCAUCUCUCUUCAAAGAAGGAGUGGACAUCCUUUAAUAAGCUACUAAUGCAGAGAUUUCCUAUCCCAAAAAUGAUUUCAGUUUGUUCGAUUUGGCCAGGUUUUGUCUCUCGCAUAGGCACAAAUGGAUAUCAUCAGGUGGUGUGUAGUGGUGAGCGAAAACAGGAUCUUCCCACAUGUGGCUAA